This is a messenger RNA of Tilletiopsis washingtonensis, 1025 nucleotides long. RefSeq lists its product as hypothetical. The record is from RefSeq and is a predicted model, not a curated record. NCBI's taxonomy places the organism in Eukaryota, Fungi, Basidiomycota, Exobasidiomycetes, Entylomatales. The transcript has a single exon. Bases 172 to 906 code for a protein of 244 amino acids.
UCAGCGCUGUGCUGCCCGAAGGCGAAAUCCGCACGCAGACGCAGCAGAGUGGGAGAGCGCGGGUGGGCGUCGGAGCGGGCGUCAGGGUCACUCACGACAGACCCCUGAGACGCCGCCGCCCCUGAGGAGGCGUCGACCCCUGAGCAGCCGCCGCCUGCGUCGCCGCCGCGCAUGUCGUACGGAGCACUGCCCGCCUCGGCCAGCUCUCCUCCGCACCACCACCUACAUUCGCCCUUUUCUUCGGUCGCAAACGAAGCUGGUCUUCCUCUCUCUUCUCUCUCUCUCGCUUCGCUUGCCACAGGCUGGUCCUGCUCUCUUCACCCUGCGCCUUCUCGAGCCGGUCUCUUCUGCUACUCUUCGCUUUUUUGCUGCUUCCACGCACUUCGGCGCUUCACAUCUAUCUCUUCUCGUCACGAUGCUUCGCUCGACGCCCUUUUUCGUGGCCCCUCCCGAGGUGCGUCUGCAGCACUGUGUCGACGACGCGCGCUCACGCCGGCCCAGCUCCUUGCCCAGGCAAUGGCGUCUACCUCGCAGCGCGGCGCCCCGGCCAGCGCCAGCGCCCAGCCCAGCAGCCGGCCAUUCAAGCGCGUGCGUGCCGCUGUCCGUCCCUCGAGGCUCCACCGGCUGACGCUCUCGCAGGGCCACCAGCGGCGCGGCGCCGUCGACCUGCACGGCAGCGUCUUCGCUGCCGCGCAGGAUGCGUUCCUCCAGGCGGCCGCCGUGCCGCGCGAGGCCGAGGACCCGGCGCAGGCCGCGGCACGCUUCGGCGGCCAGCUGGCGGCGCCGUACAGCGCCGAGAUGCGCCGCCUCAGCGCCCAGUGGCGCAGCCUGGCACGGCAGCCGGCCGUCGUGCACGUCGCUGGCGCGGCAGACGCGUGGGCCGGCCUCGCACACUGCUCCCGGUGAGCUGGCGUGAGAGAGGACAAUUCAAUUCCUCGACGGACAAAGAGGCGGGAAUAGAGGGAACACGCGACAGGCCCUCGCGCUUGGUGUUUCUGGUCCGCGCGAGGGGGGUCUCAUCAGGU